Messenger RNA from Symbiodinium necroappetens, 201 nucleotides. The record is from the annotation of a GenBank genome assembly. NCBI's taxonomy places the organism in Eukaryota, Dinophyceae, Suessiales, Symbiodiniaceae.
AUGCUCCUGGCCGCCAUCUUUUCCAUGCCUCUCUGGCAGCGUGCGGCCAUGGGCUUCGGAGACUACCAGACCUGGUUGGCCUUCAACUUCUUGAAUGCCAUCACUACGAUUCUGUUCAUCGUUGGCCAAACCUCAACGCUUGCCAUCGUUUUAACCAUCUGCUUCGCCAUCCUCAAUGGUGCGCCCAUAGGCAGGGCCUGA